UGCGAAACUCAGGCAAGAACUCCAGCAGAGAUCACUGAAAAAGGUCCGGUGGGGUCCGCACGCAACGACGUCGGUCAUAGUCAGUAGUUGGUGCCGGUCGUUCAUCAAAAUCGUUUCGCCUCUCUCGGAGCUCCCUCAAAGUCACCGUCGCGGCCUCGAUAACGCGGAAGAGUGAGCCAGUAUCUCGCAUACUCUUGCACGUGAUUAUACCUUCGUAAUUCAAGUGACAGUUGACAGCGUUCUGAUUUUUUAAGUGCCUCUUUUUACUUUUUUUUGAACGAAAUAAAACAAAAAUUAGCAUCGUCUAGAAAAAUUAAUGAAGACGCGACGAUCCAGCUCUCGGAGUUCGGCUUGGAAAACGCGAUUUUACUUUCGCUCUCGCGAAAGUCUCCUUGCAUCGUACGUGGUUUGCAUAUAAAUGCGGAAUGUUGCUUGGCGUGUAGUAAUUUGUGUGGUCACUUGUUAUUGUUCAUUUUCUGAUACGAGGUGUUACUCAAUCUGUCAUCAAUCGCCGUCGAUCGUUACAAAUUAAAGAAAAGCGUUUUAUAAAUCGAAAAAUGCAGUACAAUAAUUUUACUAAUAUGAGAAAAGCCAAAAUGACAGAAUAAGUGCACAUGUAUCAAGAACGUGUCUUAUCAGUAUUAUAAAUACAGAGAUAAGCGAGACACAAGACAAAGAAAAGAUCAUAAAGAAGCGCAAUCAAAGUAAGACACGAAAUUAGUGAUAAUCAAAGAUGUCGAUUGCUUUGCACAUAAAUUGUUGCGUUAUUGCGCUGUUGAUAUUCGCAAGCGAAACUUUUGCAAAUCCCACUUCACGAAAGGAUGAAGAAUUCACCAUCAGAAUUGUUCACACGAAUGAUAUGCAUGCGAGAUUCGAGGAGACGUCGCAAUUAUCGACGGCGUGUACACCGCAGGACUCCGAUGCCGGGAAAUGUUACGGAGGUUUUGCCAGGAUCGCGACCCUGGUUCGCCAAGCGAAGUCGGAAUCGCCGUCGACGAUCUUCCUGAAUGCCGGCGACACUUAUCAAGGAACCGCCUGGUACAACGUGUACAAGUGGAAGGCGGUGUCUUGGUUCAUGAAUCUCUUACAGCCGGAUGCUAUAUCCUUGGGCAACCAUGAAUUCGACGACGGCGUGAAAGGUCUGAUACCCUUCAUACAAAACGCUUCGUAUCCCAUUCUGACAGCAAAUCUGGAUCUCAGCAAGCAACCGGAUUUGGCAGCUACCAAUCUGAAAAACAGCACGAUCCUUGAAGUAAACGGUCACAAAAUCGGAGUGAUUGGCUACUUGACGCCGGAGACGACGGUUCUGUCGAGUACAGAGAAUGUGGAGUUCAAGGAUGAGGUGGAGUCCAUUCGACGCGAAGCUAAGAUGUUAAAAGAGCAGGGUGUCGACAUUCUCAUCGCUCUGGGCCAUUCGGGCUACGAGACCGACAAAAGGAUCGCGCGGGAGGUCGAGGAUAUCGAUCUGGUGAUCGGCGGUCACACCAAUACCUUUUUGUAUCGCGGCAAACCUCCGGACUCCGAGGUGCCGGAGGGUUUCUAUCCUACAGAGAUCAUUCAGAAGAGCGGUAGAAAGACCUAUGUUGUUCAGGCAUACGCAUACACCAAAUACUUGGGUAAUUUUUCCGUGAGUUUUGACGCCAGAGGAGAAGUAACGCACAUCGAGGGAAACCCGAUUCUUGUGGACGCCAAGGUGGAGCAGGCGAAGGAUAUUCUAAAAUUGAUAAGUGAUAAGAGAAAACCCAUUGACGAAAUGGAACACAAAAUAAUUGGAAAAACGCGAGUGCUCCUCGACGGGGACUUCCAGAGCUGCAGACGACAAGAAUGCAACAUGGGCAACUUAAUCUGCGACGCUAUGCUUGAUUACUAUGCCGGGGAAUACUUGAAUAAGGACGGAUGGACGGAUGCCGCCAUCGCGAUCCACAACGGCGGCAGCAUCAGAGCAUCCAUCACCAGAGCAAGAAACGAUGAUAUCACCCGGAAAGACAUUAUAAGUGUCUUACCCUUCGGGAAUAUCAUCGUGAAGCUUUCUGUGACCGGAGAGCUGAUCCUUUCGAUGUUGGAAUGGAGCGUCCAUAAUUUAGAUAACUUAACUUCUACCGGCAACCUAAACGGCGCGUUUCUACAAUAUUCGGGAUUGCAGGUAGCUUAUGACAUAAAUCGACCACCGAACUCGAGGGUAGUUUCCGUUCAAGUGCAAUGUGCUACUUGUCGAGUACCGACGUACAGCAAACUCCAACCAAAUCUUACCUACAAUAUCCUCAUAAAUGAUUUCAUUGCAAAGGGUGGAGAUGGUUUUCAUAUGUUGGAGAGUAUUGAAAGAACUCCGCUAAGUAUCACUCUAGCGGAUGUAUUGGAGCGAUAUAUCGAAAAACACAGUCCGAUAUAUCCGGGCGUAGAGUGGAGAAUUUCGUACGUAAAUAGCAAUUCUUUUUGCGAUGAUAUGAACAAAGGUGAUAAUAAUCUCGGGACGACGUAUCGACCGAUUGGGAUGGCAAUUCUUUUACCAAUAAUUACUUUGUUAUUGAUAGUAUAAGGAAAAUGCUAUCAACAGAGUUGGGCAGAUAUAUAUCUUAAAGUAUCUGAGAUAUAUAUUUAAAUAUAGUAUUUAAAUACCGAAUAAUCAAGUAUUUCGAAUUUUGUAAUUAAUUGUUUAAUUUAAAUG
Messenger RNA from Nylanderia fulva, 2665 nucleotides. Its product is annotated as protein 5NUC. The record is from RefSeq and is a predicted model, not a curated record. Lineage: Eukaryota; Metazoa; Arthropoda; Insecta; Hymenoptera; Formicidae. Gene Ontology annotation, biological process: AMP catabolic process. Gene Ontology annotation, cellular component: plasma membrane. Gene Ontology annotation, molecular function: metal ion binding; 5'-nucleotidase activity; nucleotide binding.